UCCUCCCUUGUGUGCUGUCACUUGUUUCAAUCCCCGUUUUAUUCCAGGGGCUGUUGCUGCCGGCGGCUCAGAGCAUAAAGUCACGGGGUGUAAUGAACUUGUGAGCACCUGGUUUUCCUUUAAUUCUGUCACUUGCCUCUCGUGCUCCUCUACUGCCCUGACUGCCAUUUAUCUUAGGCAACUACCUUCUUGCCUCCUGACUUGCACUGGGGAGGCUCCAUCGCUAAGAAGUCACACAAAUUGUUUUUCCAUUUUUGUUGGAGAUUUUUAUUUUCUUCUUGUGCGGCGACUGUCCCAAGGGAAUCGGCUCUAUUUGAUUUGAUAUUGAGAGCGAUCAUCGAUCGAUCCGUGAGCAGCAGGAAGAUGCUGUGAUUUAUCCCUCGCUCUGGACUUGCACCUGUUUCAUAGGAGUCUUUAUUGGCCAACAUCUGAGGGACUUUGGGUCACUUUCUGCGGACAAAGAUGAGCAAACCGACCGGAUCAACAAGUCGGAUCCUGGACAUACCAUGCAAAGUAUGCGGAGAUCGCAGCUCAGGUAAACACUAUGGAGUGUACGCCUGUGAUGGAUGUUCAGGGUUUUUCAAAAGAAGCAUCAGACGGAACAGAAGCUAUGUCUGCAAAUCUGGAAAUCAGGGGGGUUGUCCAGUUGACAAGACUCACAGGAAUCAGUGCCGAGCGUGUCGUCUGAAGAAAUGUCUGGAAGUCAACAUGAAUAAAGAUGCUGUUCAACAUGAAAGAGGACCAAGAACAUCCACCAUAAGGAAGCAAGUGGCACUAUACUUUAGAGGACACAAAGAAGUGAAUGGAAGCACACAACACUUUUCAUCAACAGCACUGCCGACCCCAACCUUCUUCACCACUGUUAGGCAAUUGGAAGCACACAAUCUGGAGCUGGCAGCUAUCUCCACUGUCCCAGAAAGACAAACCUUAGUAGGACUGGCACAGCCAACCCCAAAGUACCCUCAUGAAGUGAAUGGAGCCCCUCUGUAUCUGUAUGAGUUCGCCACUGAGUCAGUCUGUGAAUCAGCUGCACGACUUCUAUUUAUGAGCAUUAAGUGGGCAAAGAGUGUACCUGCAUUCUCUACACUGUCACUACAAGACCAGCUGAUGCUUCUAGAGGACGCGUGGAGAGAGCUGUUUGUUCUCGGAAUAGCACAAUGGGCGAUCCCAGUUGAUGCUAGCACACUACUGGCUGUAUCUGGAAUGAACAAUGAGAACACAGAAUCUCCAAAGCUGAAUAAGAUCAUCUCGGAGAUCCAGGCUUUACAAGAUGUGGUUUCUAGAUUUCGACAGCUUCGGCUAGACGCAACUGAAUUUGCUUGUCUCAAAUGCAUUGUCACUUUUAAGGCUGGUGUGUCUACACAUAGUGGUUCAGAAUUAAGGAAUUUCCGAAAUGCUGCUGCUAUCUCAGCCUUACAAGACGAAGCACAGCUCACACUCAACAGCUACAUACACACCAGAUACCCUACACAACCAUGUCGCUUUGGAAAACUCCUAUUGCUCCUGCCAGCAUUACGCUCCAUAAACCCUUCAACGAUAGAAGAGGUUUUUUUCAAGAAAACAAUUGGGAAUGUUCCAAUAACACGGCUACUUUCAGAUAUGUACAAAUCGAGUGACAUCUAACCUUGGGAGAAAAUCCUGAAAAUGAAAGACAAUUGAAAAGGAUUGUUUAAGCAGAUAUAUGAAUAUUUCUUCAGAAGGUCAUGUCCAGAACAAAUAAUAUUUUGUCAAAAAGCCAUCAUAUUGAUGAACAAGCUAUCCAACUACAUUCUACCAUGUCCAAGAACUUGACUUCAAGAGACAAUCCAUUUUAAAAACGGAGUUACCCACUUCUGUAUGAAAAGUGCAGAGGCUAAAGUGCCAUUGUACAUAAGUAUACUACAUUUCAUCAAACUGAAUCAUCUAAAUGUCUAAAAGAAGGUCCUAUCUUCUUGUUUCAACCGUUUACUGAAAGGAAGCAUGCACAAUAAUAGAAGGCAAGAUUUGCUAAGGUGGAAAAUGGUUGUGUAUAAACACAACAGUUUUUAAGUUCUUGGGAAUGUGGCUGCUUUUAUUCAGACUUGCUUGGUUCCCAACCUCUGUGUUAAAGUGACAAAGUUAUAGCAUUCUGUAACAUAGUCGUGUAUUGGCCUUGCAUACACACUGGUGCCAUAAAAACCUAUAACAUCCACUGCCACUUCUAUGGGGUGACUUGUGGUUCCAGCCACUAGUUUUGUACCUCAUAGGCUAUGAAUGUGCCACACGGUUCAUUAAUACUUUGCACUUGAGAGUAUUUGGAAAAGUGUCAUAAAAGGACUUUUCAAAUGCAGAAAAAACGCCAAUACCUUAGUAUGCUGCAACAGGGGUGAUCCCAAUUUAUUCCAUAGUGCUACCAGACACUGCAGUUACAAUCAAACUUUUCGGGUACACCUGUCCCUUAAGGUACAGGUGUUCCCGAAACGUGUUCCCGAAACGUUUGAUUGUAACUGCAGUGUCUGGUAGCACUAUGGAAUAAAUUGGGAUCACCCCUGUUGCAGCAUACUAAGGUAUUGGCGUUUUUUUCUGCAUUUGGAUUAAUUGCUGGCGUUUGGCUAGGCCAGUGCCAUAGCCUUUCACCCCUUAAACUGAACUUUUAUAAAAGGACUUUUGCAUGUCUUAUAAAUCCUCUCAUUUAAAUAUGCUGCAGUCUCAAGCAAUACUAUGCCAUGAUAAGUUGGAAAUGUACACAAUUUCUCAUAUUAAGUUAUAUAGUAGGAGGUAUGCACCAAAUCCACUAUUUGGGAUUCGGCUGAAUCCCCAAUCCUUGGUGAAAGAUACUGAACCGAAUCCGAUUCCUAAUUUGCAUAUGCAAAUUAAGGGCUGGAAAGGAAAAAGUGGAAAAAAAUCUUCUUUUGUGCCGAAAAGUUACACGAUUUCCCUACCCGCCCCCAAUUUACAUAUGCAAAUUAGGAUUCAGAUUCGGUUCGGCCAGGCACAAGGAUUCAGCCGAAUCUGAAUCCUGCUGAAAAAGGCAGGAUCCUGGCCGAAUCCUGGAUUCAUUGCAUCCCUAAAUUAUAGUAAUACCAUGCGAGGAAGUACUUAACAACAACGAUUAAUUCUGUUCCAAUUGUUUGAGAAUCAUUGCUUUAAUUUAAGUUUUGCAAGUCAGAAAUAUGUAAAAAAUCCUAUGUUUUAGGAAGACACAAAUGCCUUUCUGAAGAUGGAACUCAAAAGAGAACCAAAAGUGAAGGGUGAAACAUCUGCAUAGGGUAUGAAAACCAAAGGCAAUAGUGUACAAAUCACUACCAUAUAAAAAACAAAUGGAUUAUUGCAUAGUCCCCAGAACUAGUGGCAAUUAAAAAUGAAUUUGUGUAUUUAUUCUGGACUCUAUCAAUUAUCAUAAUACAGGCCAAGCAUUUAUCGUUAAAUACCAUUCAGAAAGGGACCGUUUAGUGACAGUGUAAAGACAAAGCUGCUUUGCUUUCAGAGUUUUGGUGUAAUGCUAGGUUCUAGCCCCGAGAAAUGAAAUCAGCACUUCAAGUAUCAUAGGCGAGUAAAUAUUUUUUUCCUGUAUAAAAUGUCGACUAAUUUGUGAAGAUGAAAGUUGUACUCAAUUUCUUUACAAAGAAAAAUAAACUAUAUUGAAUUUA
Xenopus laevis (African clawed frog) is the source of this 3608-nucleotide messenger RNA. RefSeq names its product nuclear receptor subfamily 2 group E member 1 S homeolog (gene nr2e1.S). Lineage: Eukaryota; Metazoa; Chordata; Amphibia; Anura; Pipidae. The record is from RefSeq and is marked provisional. Gene Ontology annotation, biological process: intracellular receptor signaling pathway; nervous system development; regulation of DNA-templated transcription. Gene Ontology annotation, molecular function: DNA-binding transcription factor activity, RNA polymerase II-specific; zinc ion binding; sequence-specific double-stranded DNA binding. Gene Ontology annotation, cellular component: nucleoplasm; nucleus.